Penicillium verhagenii is the source of this 1233-nucleotide messenger RNA. Its product is annotated as iron-containing alcohol dehydrogenase. The record is from RefSeq and is a predicted model, not a curated record. NCBI's taxonomy places the organism in Eukaryota, Fungi, Ascomycota, Eurotiomycetes, Eurotiales, Aspergillaceae. Gene Ontology annotation, molecular function: metal ion binding; alcohol dehydrogenase (NAD+) activity. The transcript has 3 exons. Gene Ontology annotation, cellular component: mitochondrion. Bases 1 to 1233 code for a protein of 410 amino acids.
AUGGUCGAAAAAGAAGAGACCGUUCGUCCAGCAUUCGCCGGUCGUGAGCGCCCUCUACUCUCAUACGGGAUUGACUUCCCAGCUGCCACAGCCCGCCAUGUUUCAGAAACAUUCCAUGCCUCUCGAGUGUAUGUGAUUUGCUCAGGAUCACUGUCACGCAACACCGAUGCAUUUGACCGCCUUACAGAUGCAUUGGGCUCGGAAAAGGUUGCAGGAUGUCGUAUUGGGAUGCAGAGCCACACAUUGUGGUCGGAGGUGCUGGAGAUUGUUGACGACGCACGAAAUGUGCAGGCUGAUUUGAUUAUUACCCUCGGAGCUGGCAGCUUGACCGAUGGCGCAAAAAUAAUUGCACUGGCCCUAGCCAACCAAGUGCAUACUGCUGAGGAACUCGAAACUUUGGCCGAAGGCUCCAAUAAGCGGGCCCAAAUUCAUGCGCCAACUGUUCCUAUCAUUUCCAUUCCGACGUCACUCUCAGCCGGGGAAUAUUCCAACUUUGCGGGUGGCACAGAUGACCGCUCACGCCGCAAGUUUAGCUUCCAGGCGCCUCUCCGUGGCCCUCAGCUCAUAAUUCUUGACCCCAAACUGGCACAAACAACCCCUGAUUCUAUAUGGCUCAGUACAGGCGUGCGUGCUGUUGAUCAUUGUGUUGAGACGCUUUGCGCAAUUGUAGGCGUCACACCGGAAUCAGAUGAACUGGCUAGGCAUGCACUCAGCCUAUUGGUCCCGGGCCUACUACAGUGCAAGCAGAACCGCGCCAACGAUGAUGCUUACCUUCGGUGUCAGCUUGGCUCAGUUGAUGCGAUGGCAGCUUGUACAAGUGGAUCAGUGGAGCUUGGGGCCAGUCAUGGUAUCGGCCACCAGCUUGGUCCACUAGGUGUUGGCCAUGGUGAGACUAGCUGCAUUCUCCUGCCCGCUGUGUGUAAAUUCAAUGCUUCACAUAACGCGAACCGAGAGCGCCAAGCGAGUGUUCGUGAGUUUUUGAUUCGUGAUCCAGUUGUUUCGCAAGUGCUUCAAGCUCGCUCCUUGAGUGUAGAAAAGUCGGAUCUAGGUGAUAUCCUGGAUGCCAUCAUCCGUGAGCUUGGAAUGCCAAGAUCAUUGAGCGAUGUUCAAGUCAGCCGUGAAAAACUUGACGGACUAGCAGCGCACAGCUUACAUGAUCGCUGGUGUCAGUCGAACCCAGUGCCUCUGAGAGAGAAGUCACAGGUGCUGGAGAUCCUCGAGAUGGUUGUUUGA